UACAAACGAUUUAGUAAGUAAAACACCUUCGAACAAUGAAGUUGUAUUGUAAAGUUGUUGCCACAAGUUAAAAUGCCAUACCGCAAUGUCCUUGCACUUGAAAACAGUAAUUGUUGUGGUAUUUCUCAUUUCCCUAUGGCCAUUGUGUUCGACAGAGCCUUCAUUCAGGAUAAUAGCUCCACAAACAAUUUGUAAGCAUGAAAACAAUGGAAGCCUUACGAGUAACCCCCAAGCUGUUGUUGUGGGCCUUCAACCUCGAGAUGGAAUGAAACUCUCAUACAAAGUAAGAAUUUUCUUCAAAUCGACUGCGAGCCGAGUUAGAUCUCAGAGGAACACUUUGCUGGUCUGGAAAGCUAUAAGAAGUCUAGAAAACCGCAUCAAUGUUAAAGAACGCAUGCAAAUUUCAAAACAAAAUAUGUUUUCAAUUAACAAAACCGAAGUUGAGCCGGGGGUGAUUUACAUGUUUCAUAUAGUCGGUAUUACUGAUGCGGGAGAGGUCAGCAAACAGCAACUAUUCACCAUGAAAUACACCGAUGGCGUGUUGGAACGAAAUGAAACUAAAGCUGGAUUGAAUUUCUUGUUGAUUGGCGCUGAAAGUACUGUGGCUAGUAUUCCAUAUACAAUUACAGCCCGAGUAUCUUUUUGUAAACCACGUUAUGAUUACUAUCUUCGUUGGAAAAUGCUUGGUUUGGAUGAGGAAUUUCAAGAUGUCCUUCAUACAACUGGAACAGUUUUGAAAAUUCCACCAAACUCAUUGAUUGCAGGAAAGGAAUAUGAAGUUCAAGCGACAGUCAUACAAUCAGAUAACUCGUUGGAACUAGCACAGGACUUCAUAACAGUUCAAGUGAUGAAAAGAGGAUUCCAAGCCUACAUCAUCCCAACAGCAGUUAAAAUAGGCCUAAACAAGCCGGCCAUAUUUGAAGUGUUUAUUCAAGAAUUUGACAACAACUGUGAAGAACUUGAUAUAAUUUGGGAGUGCACCGCAAACGAUGGAGGAAAAUGUCCACCAACAGAAACCGUCAAUUCAACUAAAUUUGAAUUCGUGUUUAAAACUCAAGGAAGCUAUGAAAUCUCAGCUACUUUAAAGCUAGGAGAACUAACUAGAUCUAUAAGAGCUGAAGUAACAAUCGAUCCAACAGUAUAUCUAAGUUUUGAGUUUUCAAAUAUCCCUAGUUUAGUUCCAUCAGCUGGUCAAGCUUUACAAUUUAGUGUACUCAUGGUGGAUUUAAUACCAAAUUGUAAAGCUGGUUGGUCAACGGCACAAGAAGAAGGCUUUGUAUUUAUACCACCUGAAGAAAUUGGAGAUGGUUUCGCAACUGUCGAAAUUAAAGAUCUGGAAAAAGAAUACUUAUCUGAAAUAGCAGAUUUUGGUAAUUCAACGAGUAACAAGGAAAUCGUGUUAAAUAUACCAACAGCUUCUGGUAAAUGGCAAGGUCUUAAAGGUGAUGCAAAUUAUAAAUUUCGACUCGAUACCGUUUGCCCGGGACCAUACGAUCCGAAUGAUGUUGAAAGUGUUAAAAGAAAAGUUGUUAGUUCUUUUGAGUUUGUAGUUUAUACAAAUUCUCCGCCAAUUGGAGGGGAAUUACAUGUUAAACCAUUAAACGGUUCAGCUCUUCAGACCGUGUUUGAGAUUUCUUCUGAUAGUGCUAAGGACUUACUUCUAGAUGGACCUUUAAGCUAUGAAUUUAUAAUACAAGUCGGUCAAUAUAAUAUAAGUUUGGGCAAGUUUUACGAAUUUAAGUCUUUGGAUACCCAGCUUCCUUACUCAGAUCCAUCCGUCAAAGUUAUGAGUCGUGUUUGUGAUAUUCGAGGAGCUUGCAAUAUUAAUUUGGGACCAAUUGUUAAAGUAGACCCUAUUGAAUAUUCACAAGAAGAAACCGAACUAAUAGAGAACAGAAUUAGAGAAGCUUUUGAAAGAACUGAUUUCAAUGAAGCUCAAAAUCUAAUGCUCAUGGCUGGACUUACUUAUAAGAACUCCCCGAAUACUCUAGAAGUUUUUGAAAAAUUCAAAACAUUUGCUACAAAUCUACUUCGGAAAGAAAUCGACAAACAAUAUGAAAGUCCUACAGAAAAAUACUACAUUUCCAAAGAAGAUGUUGUCAACUUUAUAAGUCAAACCAAGGUUAAUUUAGAAAUACUUGAUAUAAAAGAUCCAGGUCUUUUGGAAAAACUCCUCGAUCUUCUCGAUUUAGCAGCCGAGGAGAACAAUGAUGGUGCAUAUGCAAAUAUUGAGAAUUUUCGACGAAGAAAAAAACGAAAUCUCGACUCGGAAUCAGUAGUAUUGCCUCUAGAAGGAAGAUCAAUAAUUGAUGCUGCAUACGUUCGAAUGAAUUUGAAUUUAAUUGAAAAAAUAAUGCAAUCAUACUCGGGUGGAAAUAUGCAGAAAGAAAAGUCAAAACUUGCACAGAAAAUUCCAGUUUUAGCUUCAAAAAUGUGCAACAGUGAUUUGAUAACAAAAGAAAGUAUUUACUCAUCAAUAGCUGCCAUCGACGUAGAAAAAAUGACCGGAAGUCAUUUGAUAGAAAAAACCUUUACGAUUGCUAAUUAUUUUGCAAAGGAAACGGGUCAUUAUCAAAUAAAAAUUCCAAAAUUGAAAUCUAGAGUCAAGUACUAUUGCGUGGCUUUUAUUCAGUUUCCAGAAGAUUACUUUGAUGGUGACAAACAAUUCAGUUAUCGAAUUCAAAUUAUUGAUUUGGCAACAUCUUUGCCAAUAAAAGAAGUCGAAUCUCCAAGUGAAAGUACAGUGGUUGGAUUUAAAAUGUCCAGAACUGAUAACAAAAAUGAUAUCUGUCUAAUGCGAAAAAUGUUAGAAUGGUCACCAGAAUUCUGUUCAACAAAACAAUUGACUGAUUUUCAAAUUUUGUGCGAAUGUAGGAACUUUGGCUUUGUAAAAACUGGUAAGAGACAAAAUUACAUACAAGAUGAUGUAGUGACAAUUGGUAGUUUAACUACAAAUCCUCUAAUAAGUGCUAUAUCUCCACCAAGUGAUAACAUAAUUAAUAAACCCACGACCAAUGAAAUUAUAUUGCCUUCAAGUCCUUCACCAACUUUACCCACAACAGCAGAUCCGACAACUUUAUCCCAGUCUCCUCCUACAAAGCCUCCUCCUAAACAGCCUACGGCCGCACAACCUCCUCCAGGCAAGCCCCCUUUAAAUACCAAAGACAAAGAUUCAGAAGAACGGAUAGUAACAGCAUCACCAUUAAGUUACAUUAUUCCUCUUAUCGGGCUUUUACUUAUAUUGCUUGUUAUUGGAGCAGUGAUAUUCUAUAGACGAAGGAAACGUAGUAUUCUUGGGAAUAGUGUACCAGGAUUUGAUAUAAUGGUAACAUACCCUCGAGAGCCUAGACCGGGUCUUAAAUAUGCAAAAUUUUAUGAUGAACAUUUGAUGACGGGCAACUUUAAUAACCCUUCAGAAUCAUAAACAUUCCUACAAAAUAAAAUAUUGACAAGAAAUAUAAAAAUUCAUUGU
Molecule: messenger RNA, 3472 nt
Organism: Episyrphus balteatus (marmalade hoverfly)
Lineage: Eukaryota; Metazoa; Arthropoda; Insecta; Diptera; Syrphidae
Exons: 18
Coding region: 86-3424 (1112 amino acids)
Source: RefSeq, a predicted model, not a curated record